AUGUCAAAUUAUGGCGAAGACAUGGACACUCUCGAUGGGAUGGUACCUGUGCAUCAACACGCCGACCAAGUCUCCCAAUCGUGGAAAAUUGCUGGACCUAGUCCUCAGCAAUGGGCCGAUAUCAAAGAUAUCUUCAUCCAGCUGUACAUUGGUGAAAACAGAAAGCUAAAGGAUGUUAGAACGAUCUUGUGCAAGAAGCACGGUUUCAAUGCCAGCGAGAAGAUGUUCAAACGGCGAAUUACAGAAUGGAAGAUCCACAAGAAUUACAAAGCAAAGGACAAAGAGCUUCUAGCGAAACGUGUCAAGGCAUACGUGGAUGCCGGACACGAUAUUCAGUCGAUCUCAUUCCGUGGAAGGCCACUGAAGCUUGAUCGAGUCAAGCGGCAUUGUCGCAGCGACAAAAGGUUUACUCAACUUUGGGAACAGCUAUCCCAGAGUCCAGAAUCCAUUUCUCUCGGAGACAUCACAAUCAAGGACGAGUCGCCGUCUCUGGUCACAACCAGAUCAAGGACCCUUCCAAACUCUACCGCAUCACCCGAGGAAUCUGAUACCAGUAUGCAAGACGAAAAAGACGGCAGAUUCGGCGCCACGACAGUCAACAUUCUCCCGCCGACUGAUCUGUGCAAUAUCCAAGCUGCCCUUUUCUACACUCGAGAGGCAGUCCAAUGGCAGUUCACGACCUUCAACCGACUCAAGUUGAAUGAACUGCAACGUCGAUUCCCGAACUCCAUUCCAGAAGAGGUAAGAGCCGGACAGACAGACCAAGUAUCAGCAUUUUGGCUGGGGCUCUACCGUGGCUUCGAGUACCUUCAGACCGGAAGAUCGCCCGAUGCUUGGAGGACUUUCGACGUCUGCUGUAACAUGGUCCAGCCGCUGAUACAUUUUGCACCCCUUCAACUCUUGUCAUGCCUGCUGGUACACUUUGCAACUCCGUGGCCCGGCAUGGCAGCACUAGAGCAGCACUUGUUAAGCUUUAUCUCAUCCAUGGCAGCAAGCGUGCUCGGGAAACACCAUCCUUAUGCUAAAGCUCUAAGUAUGAUGACUGUCGCUGAUAAUCGAAAUCAUGUCAUUGAAUCAAUGAUGCAACUGAUAGUUGAAGGCUACAGCACUCGACGAAAGCCUAGCAAUUCGUCGCUCUUUGCCUUGCGAGUUGACCAGAUUGACAUGCUCCGAAAACGGAAGAACUUCCAACCUGCGCAUCACAUGUGCCAGCAACUGAUCAAAGACAGUCAGUCAAUGCAUCCUAAACGGUACAGGACUGCAUUGGCGGCUUUGGGAAGGCUCUAUGCGGAUCAAAACGAGGAGUUUGCUGUCGAGGGGGUGGCGCACCGCAUCCUCCAGCAUGAGACGCAAGAUUCGGGUUCGACAAAUAGUGGAAGCGCGGCUUGGGCUUGUGAUCAGCUCGCCACCCUUUGCUUGGCUCGUAAAGACUAUGCACUAGCUGAGCGAUAUCUUCGUCGGGCGGCGUGCAUGUCUUACACCAGACUCCCGCACCGUGGUCCUUCGACAGAUUCUUUCGUCAAGAGGCUUGAUUCCUGUCUGCGGCAACACAGCAAGAAAGGCCAUCUCAGCAAAAUCCCUGAAGAGUUAGGUAUCGAGUUCGGAAAGACCGCUCACUCAUCGUAA
Cladophialophora bantiana CBS 173.52 is the source of this 1626-nucleotide messenger RNA. RefSeq lists its product as uncharacterized. The transcript has a single exon. Gene Ontology annotation, molecular function: protein binding. The record is from RefSeq and is a predicted model, not a curated record. Lineage: Eukaryota; Fungi; Ascomycota; Eurotiomycetes; Chaetothyriales; Herpotrichiellaceae. Bases 1 to 1626 code for a protein of 541 amino acids.